AUGACCUCUGUCUCUUCAUCUCUCUCCCCCGCUGUUGCAUCCCCAAGUUCAAUGGACUCAAAUGCUCCCUCGCCGUCCCCCUCCGGCUCCAGUGGCCCGGUGGUCUCGCCGUCCCCUUCCAGCUCUGCUCCAGUGUCCUCUCUCCCGCCCUCCGUCUCACCUUCGGCGCCAUUGAGCUCUUCUCUGCCUGUGCAAUCCUCGUCUUCUCCAAUAAUCUCAUCGUCUUCAAUAUUGACUGCCCCCUCCACAACCGUAUCCUCUUCAACUAUGGUCCACACAUCAAAUGGGCAAGUUUUCACGACCGUUGUUGAAAUCACCUCGACAAUCCCUGCUGGUUCUACCGUUGUAGCCUCUUCUCACGACAACGUCCGUUCAUCUUCCCAUACCGGUGCAAUUGUGGGUGGUGUCGUUGGAGGUCUUGCUGUGUUGGGUAUCGCUGCGGGUGCCUUACUCUGGUACCGCCGUCGCUCUCGGGAGAAGACGGAUUUCGAUGGUGAUUUCGAUCCUGCGCGUGUAGGCCGACCCACUUCCGGAGGACCCGAUAUGAUUCAGGCCGGGGGUACCCUUCCCAACCUCAAUCUGGACGAGGAAGAUGAUGGUAUGGGCGGAAGACUGCCCCACAGCGCCAUUGGCGGGGGCAUCGUGACUCCUUUCACCUACACCCCAACCGUCUCAGCUUUCGAUGCCUCUUCACGCUCACAAAGCCCACCCAUGCCCAGCGGGUCGCCCCCGCCGAUGUCUCAAUACUCUCAUGAUGGCUAUACUCCGACGAUGAGUUCUGCUGGCGGUUAUUACUCAGCAGCUCCGCAACAAGCUCUUGCUCCUGGUGGAUACUAUCCUCCGAGCGAGUCUGGGUCGAGUGCAUACAGCCCACGGAGUGCCAAAGAACGCGAAGCGAUGGGCUCUCGCUCGUUUGCUGUCGCAAACCCGACCGGAAACGAACAAGACUCCGCAAUCCAAAAUUAUCUGCGCUCUGGGCCCAGAGGUGUUCCUCAAGGUGAACACUCUGGUGGCCCGAUGGCUUCUUCAUCUGCCGCGAGCGGUGUUAUUGUGCACCAAGAUGGAGGCAGGGUAGGGCCAGACGAAAUACCACCGACAUACGAUAGUAUUCCCAAUGACGGACAACGAACCUAA
Messenger RNA from Mycena indigotica, 1134 nucleotides. RefSeq lists its product as uncharacterized. The coding region runs from base 1 to 1134 and encodes 377 amino acids. The record is from RefSeq and is a predicted model, not a curated record. The transcript is spliced from 5 exons. Lineage: Eukaryota; Fungi; Basidiomycota; Agaricomycetes; Agaricales; Mycenaceae.